CCGACAUUCGAUCUAGAUAGUAUCUAUGUCUAUCCGUCUGAUGUAGAGAGGAGGAGACCAUGCCCAGGAUCCUGAAGAAAUCUACUAGAGCUAGUAGAGCAUCAAGACGACAGGAGUUGGAAGAUGACGAUGGUGAUAUCGACGAAGGAUCCUCUCAGCCCAACUUAUCGAAGCGAUGUCUUCGAGGUUUGACGUAUGUCCUGGUAGUGUUGACGCCAACCUUGACUCUUCUCACGAUCAUUUGGGAAAACAAACACAUACUGCAGCUUCCUAUGGGAGAACUCAAGGUGAUGGUCUUGGGAGGAGAUAUCAAUUCCACCAUCAGUACUACUUUAUCGAAUGCAAUUGCUUCUUCUACUUCGGCUACCUUCACUACUACCGGUACAACACCAUCCACCACACAACCCCAUGUUGUUUCCUAUUUUGAUCUCCAAGACGCCGUGUACAAGAUGAGCCAACAACCGGAUGAACUCAAGCCUUCCAUCAAACAACGACGGACCCAUUCGGCCUACAAUCGUGCUACAGUCGUGAAAACCAGUACCCCCUGGUUUACCAAACGCAAACUCUGUCAGGCGUCCUGUUGUGUCGAGACGGUGGCCAUUUCCUUGCAACAAGACGACAGUAACAUUAUCAAAAAUAGAGAUGGAUUUGAUCUUGCCGAUCUCAUGGUACCCAAUAAACAAACUACCGGCACGGAUUACAUCCAAUAUCACGCAUCCCGUCUCCAAACACAAAUGUUACCCUGUCUGGUCCCCGGCACGGUCAUUACCAUUGACAAUCAUCGUCGUCUCUGGCUCGAAUUCUUUGACCAGCAACGCAAAUUUAUCAAAGUCCCGUACGUUCUCUUGACGACCUGUUCCGAUGGCAAUGCUCCCGAUCGCAUGAUUGCGCAGUACAUGGCCGAUCCCUUGCUCCUUCAAUGGUACGGAUCCAAUCCCAAACAUACUCUACAAAAUGCCAAUUUUCAACGACACAAAUCCAAAUUCAAGGCAUUCAAUUUGGGACUCAGCAGUGUCCACGAACAAGAAAACUACCUGUGGCCCUAUCUCAAGUUGACCAACUUUACCAAUCCAUUCCAAGACAAAUCCAAAUUUAGUUUGGCGACUGUUGAUUUCGAGAAGGACGUCUACGUGCAGUUUGGCACACGACGACCUCAUCGACAGCAAUUGUGGAAUGUCCUGUGCAACAAUACUAGUAGUACUGCAACCACAACAACCAGCACAACCACAAACAGCUGUCGCAACAGCAAUACCGAAAAGGUGCCACCCCAUCACAUUUAUGCCGACAUGAGUCGCUAUCGCUUUGGAAUUAGUCCUCCCGGAUUGGGAUACGAUUGUUAUCGAACCUACGAAAUGCUACUCUUGGGCGUGAUUCCCAUUGUCGAAGAACGCAAUCCGGAAUCCUACCAGCUUUUUGAAGGAUUGCCCGUCAUUCACAUGGCAAACUUGAGUGAGGCGACCAGCAAACAAGCAUUCGUACAAGUCAUUCAAGACUACCUUCAAAGUGAUGCAUUUCGUUCCACGUCAUUUGAAGCGGGAUGGCAACGACUCUUUUUGCGACAUCGACGACGACGGAUAUUGGCGGCCACGGGACGGGAUCAAGAGAUUCUCACCGAUGAACAGGGGAAUGAAUAUUAUCAAGCUUAUCACUACACAGUGGUGAAUGACAAUAAUUAUGCCAUGGGAGGAGGAGGAGACGAAGGAAAGGAUAACUUUCAAACUGUCAUGGAUUGGGUGACCAAGUGGGAAAAACUACAACAAAAGUCAUAGCACGCACUGACGAAAGUACUCACUUGACCGAUGAUGCAAUCAAUCAACCACCUCUCUUACUACUGAGGAUCUUGGGGAUGUCCUUCUACACUUGCAGAGAGACCAGCAUCUUGCAUCCUCUCUGCAAUCUAGCUAGCUAGAAAAGUCCGCCACCAAGUAGAACGAGCAAGACUUUGUAUGCACAGACCAAGAAUUUUUUUGCAACUUUUGCUUUAUAGUGGAUGAUUGCAAGAGGCAGCGUUUAGAAAAAGGCCUCGAUUGCCAUCGGAUGGAUUUUGCUAUGGUGUGAAAUAAUAUGAAAUCAUGGGUCUUCAAGUGUUGUGUUUUGUUGUUGUUGUUGUCACUUCUGCCGGUAUGUCUACUCCUUUGCUCUAGUGAACUUGGUGGCCUUCUUGACCCUGGCCAUGAGCGAUCCCAUCUUGCUGUGCUGCUUCUCGAGUCCUUGGGCAAUCUUGGCCAACUCCGCCUCUCUCUUCUCCGCGGCUACUUGCGCAUUGACCUUCUCAAUGCGAGCAAGCGAUGGGGAUGGAAUGGUGCGGUUAUCCAUCUCCUUCUUGAGCUCUGUGAAUGUCAUUGUAGCACCCUUUGGUUCUUCCUUUUCAAUGGUUGGGCUGACUUCAACUUCCUUGCGUUUUUGUUCGCGUUUGGCCAUAUCUUCCUCAAUCAGCUCAGCAUGGCGAUCCUGGUUGGCGACACUUUGCAAGUCAUCAAAGAAGAGAGUGCUGUGAAUGUCAGCGCCUAUGUUGGUGAUGACGUCCGAGAGGUCGCGGACAUCGCGUUCCACAGGCUUGUGCUUCAAAACACCAUCAGGGACAUCAGAGAAGAACAAGGUACGAUUAAUGCUGUCAACAACGGAGGUCAUCUUGAACGCUUUUCUUUGUUAGGCAAGAUACUAUUUGCUUGAGAUGGGAAUUGUGAGAGACACCUUUGGCCGAAAGUAUUGAGUGCUUCCAAACAACGGUCAUCGCUUUUGGGGGCUGGCCAGUGGACAAAGAAUUUUGGAAUAUACAAAAUGGAACCUACAACGGUUUGUUCUGUGGUCCCUUCGUUGGUGUGUUUUCACGAUAUCCUGCUGUACGGUAUGAUACGAGUAGACUGCCUGUCACAGUCUGUUGAUGGGCCAAGCACAGCAACAGAAACUUGCUUCCAACGCAUCUUUUGUGGGGAAUUUCCUGCCUUGCGAAUCCCGGGAAGGAGGGUUUUUUUUUGCGUCAACGGGCCCAUCCACCAGCGAGCGCG
Seminavis robusta is the source of this 3008-nucleotide messenger RNA. The record is from the annotation of a GenBank genome assembly. NCBI's taxonomy places the organism in Eukaryota, Bacillariophyta, Bacillariophyceae, Naviculales, Naviculaceae.